Zerene cesonia (dogface butterfly) is the source of this 3684-nucleotide messenger RNA. RefSeq names its product menin (gene Mnn1). Gene Ontology annotation, biological process: negative regulation of cell population proliferation; regulation of transcription by RNA polymerase II; negative regulation of cell cycle. Gene Ontology annotation, cellular component: chromatin; histone methyltransferase complex; nucleus. The coding region runs from base 127 to 1845 and encodes 572 amino acids. Gene Ontology annotation, molecular function: chromatin binding; Y-form DNA binding; transcription cis-regulatory region binding. Lineage: Eukaryota; Metazoa; Arthropoda; Insecta; Lepidoptera; Pieridae. The transcript has 5 exons. The record is from RefSeq and is a predicted model, not a curated record.
ACCUCCUCCCCACCUGGCUGAACCGGUCACCGGCAUUUUGACUGCGGUUAUUUAUUGUUGUUGUUUAAUUGCAUGCUUGUUUUAUAUGAUUCAAUAUAAACUCGAUUAACAUGUAAAAUUCUAGCCAUGAGUGGACUCCUUGAAUAUAGAUCUUUUUUCCCCAUUGAUAGUAUUCAAAAGGUGUGUGAAUUAUUCGAAGAGCAACUGCGUAGCGAUAAAGAACCUGAUUUGGCUUUGUUUUCGAUCAUAGUAGGAGCUGUUGAAAACAAUUUAACCAAUAUAAAAGCUAAUGAUAAAGAUGUAACACUCGCGAAUAACAAGUUUGUUAAAAUUAAAUUCCCGUCGGUAACCUGGGAAGAAGUGAAAUCUCUCUAUGAUCGCUUCGUUACGUUAAUGAAAAGUGGGGUUGACGCUAAACUAGUAGCCGGUGAAUAUUCAAGUAGAGAUCUUGUGAAAAGAGUUGCUGAUGUCGUGUGGAAUUCCCUUACCCGCAGUUACUACAAAGAUAGAGCGCACCUUCAGUCUAUAUACAGUUUUUUAACAGGAAAUAAGUUGGAUUGCUUUGGUGUGGCAUUUGCCGUUACUGCCGCCUGUCAGGUGCUAGGUAAAAAUGAUGUUCAUCUGGCACUAUCUGAAGACCAUGCUUGGGUGGUAUUUGGAAAAGAUGGAAAAGAAACUGCAGAGGUAACAUGGCAUGGCAAAGGUAAUGAGGAUAAAAGGGGAAGAUCUGUGGGAGAUGGAGUCUUAGCCCAUUCAUGGCUCUAUGUAGCUGGUAAACCUGUUAUUUGCACUCGUGUCAUGGAAUUGGCAGCCUUAGUAUCAUCAAUUAAUCCAACAUUAACCCCAACAAUCGAUGUCCAUGAGGUUGCAUUAAUGCAACACAAGCUUCUUUGGUUGUUAUAUGAGAAAGGUCACUUACAUACAUAUCCAAUGGCAUUAGGUAAUCUUGGAGAUUUGGAGGAAUAUAUGAAAUUGUCUAAUUGCUCAGAGGAAAUGAAAAAUUCUACAAUAAAUGAUGAGAGUGCAAAUACCAAAAGCAAUACUCCAAGACCAGAUUCAGCUGCAUUGUAUUUACAAGCGAUAAGGUCAUCCCGGCAUCACUAUGAUGACAGACAUGUGUAUCCAUAUACAUUUCAAGGAGGCUACUAUCACCGUCAUAAGAUGUACAAAGAAGCAUUUCAUGCUUGGGCAUGCGCUGGGGAUGUUAUUCGACAUUAUAAUUAUUCAAGAGACGAUGAAGAAAUUUACAAGGAAUUUUCUGAAAUAGCAAAUGAACUCAUUCCUCAACUAAUGAAGGCUGAAAGUUCAGGACACUCUGCAAGAUCCAUCUUGAAAGAUCCAGAAUGUUUUGCAUCUUUAUUAAGAUUUUAUGAUGGCAUUUGUAAAUGGGAAGAAGGAAGCCAAACUCCUAUUUUACAUAUUGGCUGGGCUAAGCCUCUCGUCAGUACAAUUUCAAAAUUUGAUGCAGAGGUAAGAGCUCAAGUAAAUAUUGUUUGCAAUACAGAAAAUAACCAUAUUGGUGAUGAUAUAAAGAAAAACGAAGAAGGUGAAAAUAAAGAUUCCACAGCCAGCAAUGAUAGCUGGAAUAAUGCUUCUGAAAACAUUGAAAUGACUGUUAGAGAGCAACUUACAGCAGCUGUAAAUAGUCGGCCACGCGUGACUUUAUAUAGCCAUAAAAUGGCUGCGCUUAAACCUUUAUUGUUAGCAGAGAGAUUAAAUACACAUGCGCUGCAGCUGCAACUAACUGCUCAAAGCCAGUUACAGAGGCCUCAAACACAAAGACGUGAUGAUGACGAAAAUUCGGGAUCAGUAUCGCGCGCAAAACGAGCUCGCCGUGAACGCUGAUUUCUCUAUGGAUUGCAAUUGUGAUUGAAUAAGAUGUGCAACUAUUUUACGCUUACUGAUAAUUAUUUUGUACUAUUCUUAUAAUGCAUAUUUCUUUAUAAGCUUAGUGGGAUGUAACCUUUAGGGAUGUUUUGUGAUGACACUUAUUGUGUCAGAUUGCCAUAGAAUAGGCCUUAGGGUAAACUAAUCACAAUGAUGAAGCUUUAUUUUUCUUUAUUUAGGCAUUUAUGCCAGUAUUUGCUGACAAAUACUCUAUUAAAGAGUGAGUUGAACUUAUGAUAAUGUACAAAGUACAAACAGUAUUUUACUAUUUACAUUGUUAUAAAGUUAUUAUCUCGUGAGUUUUCCAUUAAAUGUUAUUUUAAUAAGAUUUUAAAAUUACAAUUAUAUAAAGAGUUUAACUCUGUAUUCUUGAUGUUAAUUAUUUUUUUUAAACUGUCUUGCAAUACAUAUUGGUAUUUUGUAAAAUUAACUCUACUUAGUAGAUGUUUAGUAGUUUAAUGUGAGUCUAAAAUAUUAAAAAUCUUAUUUUUGGUCAUGUUAUUUUGAAAAAGGAAUUGUAGUUAUAGUAGUUAUAGAGAACAGACUUACAUUCUCGUUGUUCAUUUGCAUAUUACAUUAUACAUUAGCUAUUUUGUUCUAUAAAAAGGAACUAAUUAUAAGAAGUCAUUCUCAGUGUUAAGCUUAAUUCUAUAUAAUCAAUUUAAUUAACAAGUACAUAUUCAUAUUUCUUAUCACCACUUGUCUAGUCUAUAUCAGUGUGAAGGAUCAAGGUACAUACAUUUUUAAAUGAUCAUAAAAAAAUAUUUCUAUAAAUUAUUAAAAAAAAUUAAUAAUUUAUAGAUUUAAUAAAUCACUAUAAAGUAAUAAGUCAUUAUAAUUUGUCAUACGACAUUUAUAAUUGAGAUAAUAUUCUGUUGCAAUAAAAAUAGUUAUUUGUUAAAAUUAAAUGUGUACUUUACCUAAAAAAUUAAUAAUAAGCAUUUAAUCUUUUCAACGGCGUAACGAGAAAAUACACAUUCGUAGAAUCAGAAUAUGUGUGUAUACAUUAGAUAAAUAACUCGAAAGACAUUAAUUCCUCGUACCUCAUAGGUUACAGAUGUAGUAAUGUAUCACUAUACAGAACUUUACCCACCGUUAAAACAUCGUAUAUUAAAAAUAUUUUUUUUAAUCCGUCCUUUUUUAAUUUUGACUCGUACUUUGUUAACUAUAAUUUUGUAAUAAUGUAGAAGCAUAGACAACAUCGUACAAUAUACAACUAGACUUACAAUCAUGCCCAAAAGCUGUCCAAAGCAAAGUUCUGCCUACGCGUCUCGUAUCUUACGAACAUUAAGAUAAACUUUGAAUGUUACUGUCACGAGGUGUUAAUUUCAAUAAAUGUUUUAUACAAUGUCGCUCAAACAUUUUAUAAAAUAUACAUGAUUUUGAGUCUGGAUCUGAGUGAAUGAUUUUUUAAAUACAUUCAAUGAAAUGCAAUGUGUUAAUCAUAUUUGAAAAUAUAUUAUACCAAUAAUUUAUUAAGUAGUUUUAAGUAUAAGUGAUUUUUUUUAAUAACAAAGAAGUUAUAUGCGCAGAAUGUUAUUUAAAGAAGGCGCAGUUUGAGUUAUUGAUCUUAUUACACUUCUAAAAGAUGACUGAAUUUAGUCACCACUGAAUUUUAGGAUUGAAACAUGCAUUGAGGUGUAUUCGAAUUAUUUAAAUACUUGACUUUUUUAAAUAGCCAUAUUUUCCAGGGAUAAUUCUUUUCAGAAAGGUUGGUGAUUUUAUGGAUUGCCGACUUUUUGGGAAAGGAUUAAGAAAGAAGAUUUGGCGAGAGGAAUAAAGGAAAGGACUGGGAAG